CAACUGUUUCAUCCUCGCGGGAAGUUCAACUCCGUUUGAUGGGAUUCUUUUUAUCGGUAUUCAUAUCGAUGCAAUAUGUAGCCGAAUCCCAAAUCCUGACUCCUAAAUCCUCGAUUCUCAAUCCAUCCAUUGCAUCCAUAGAGGAUGUUGGUGGCUCAGUGUUCACGUAUAUGCAAUGUUUGGGGUCUCGCACGCCAUCGUAUGGCUGGUUCUCCUAGCCCUGUAUCAAUGUGAAAUUACAGGUACCUCACAAUGGACUGUGGGCCCUUUGCAGACCAUAACUGGCCUUCCAUCACCAUUGAUCUCAGACACAUGGCAGAUCCUUGGCCCAUUCCAGAUAGGGACCAGAGAAGCAGCAUGGGGAUCUGAUCCUUUGGAAUACCAUGGCGGAUUCCCCUCCAUAAAAUAUAAUGCUUCAGAAUCGUUCAAGAGCGCCUUGGGACUCAAUGGCUCCGUCACAUGGUCGGAGACUACCGGCAUAUGGAUGGAGUCAAUGGACAAAUGCAACUCGGGAUACGGGCAGAUGUCCCUAUCGUUGUCAUUCCCUGAAGUCAAUUGGGACUUUCUGCAGUCCGUUUAUGGGUGGUCCGCAAAGCAAUAUCAGGCGUGGAUGCGUGGAAGCAUCCUGAAUGAAGGGGACACCUCCGAGAAUGUCCUCUUGUACACCGACCAGAUCCUCGAGUACGCAAUUGAUGGAACGAGACAUUGGGGAGGUGACUUCUAUUCAUAUCGCCGUGCUCCCCACAUCAUUCAUCUGCGGCCAGGAUUGCAUACGAUCGACAUCCGCGUGGUGCGGGACGUCCGCGCCAUGGGUGGCACUGGUGAGCCGAGUACCACGGUUCGUCUGGAAUUGGCAAGACCUCGCAGGUCCCUCGAGAUCAUCAAGAGCAGUGUGCUGGUGCCGGAUGUAGUUGAUGGGGUACUUUCGAGUCCGUAUAUCUCGAUUCCUCUCCGGAACGCAGGCAGCGAUUGGGUGCGUGCUGAGUCGGUGGAUGUCGCAGGGGUAUCCACUCACCGGUUGGAUGAUCUAUCAUCUUCCUUCCUCUUAGCACCAGGUCAAACUCGGCCUUUUGCCUUCGAGAUAGACUUGGAGGGCUACCAUCAGAGUAGCAUCGAGGUCACUGUGACGUACGCAGCGGCCAAUACGGCCAAUACCACAACCAUCCCAUCAACCACCUCUAUCAAUAUCCCGCUCCGACAUCGAUCACGCCACGAUGCCCAGAAACUCACUUACCCGCACCCCUCAGGUAUCGUAUCCUACGCGAUGCUGCGACCACCCGCAGCAAAUGCAUCCUGCUCUAAAAUCCAGGACUUCCGUGCUCCUAUACUUCUCGCAUUGCAUGGUGCAGGGGUGGAUGCAGACAGUGAUCAACAAACGCAUUCUCUCGACGCCGUCGUGGACCUGUGCGCAUGGGUGCUCUUCCCAAGCGGAGUGACGACUUGGAGCGGUGAUGAUUGGCACAACUGGGGGUUUGCAGAUGUGCAGGCUGCUGUGGAUGCCAUUCCUGGUUGGAUGGCGAGGUUUGACUGGAUUGGACCGGGCGUUGAUGUCCAGAGUUGGAUCGUCAGUGGCCAUUCUAACGGUGGUCAAGGAACUUGGUAUAUCCUCGCUCAUCACCCGGACAAAGUCCUAGCCGCUGCUCCAGUAUCUGGGUACUUGUCUAUUCCUCAAUAUGUGCCAUAUCAAUUCUGGCAUCAAGCGGACCCUGUCAUCCUCGCUCUAGUGCAGUCGUCUCUCAGCAGCUAUCGCCACCAAUUGUUAGCCCCAAACUCACGAGGGAUCCCCAUCCUCCAGCAACACGGCCGAAUCGAUGACAAUGUCCCCGCAUACCAUGCUCGUCUCAUGUCCCAGCUGAUUGCCGAAGCGAACUGGUCCAGCACCUACGUGGAGCUCCCCGAUCGGAACCACUGGUUUGACGGCGUCAUGACUACCCCCGCGCUGCAGGAAUUCUAUCGCUCCUCGGCCGCGCUCGAGAAGCGAGCGAUGGCGCUGGAUAUGUUUCGAGUUGUGUCCGCAAACCCUGGGGAUACUGGACCGAAGCAGGGGAUCCGAAUCAGGCGGUUGGAAGAGCCUAGUAGAGUCGGGUUGGUGGAUGUGGUGGUCGAGCAAAUAGAUGCGGAUACUUGCUUUUUUGAGCUGAAGACAAGGAAUGUGCGGGAAAUUGGCUUUCAGUACUAUGAUUGCGGCAUCGUAGGUCUUCGCGUCGAUGGAAAGGAGUUGGUGGCUGAUAUCUCUCGGGAAUCUCUCGAGUGGCCAGUCGUCAAGGGCAACGAUGGUCUCUGGAUGGAGUCUUUGGUUUGGGAUACAAGUACUUCACUGCGUUCGACUAUCCAGAUGGGCGGGUUUGACGCGAUCCUCCGCACGAAAGGCCGCUUUACAGUAACUUAUGAGGACGCGAUUACCUUCGUCAAGGCACAGCAGAUUGCGCGGAAUUUUUACCAGUACUUCGCCGCCGACAGUCUAAUCGCCGAAUAUGACUCCUCAGCCCUGUCGAGCGCCCCUGGGAAUGUCAUCUUGACGAGUCUGACCCGCGAGCCCUUGAUUGAUAUUGGGGAACCAAGCCCUAUCACGAUCCGUGACGAUGGACUCCAUCUUCGACGAGCGAACUGGGACGAGAGAUUCCCCUUCGAGGAGAUAUCUGGCGCCAUAUUCGUCAGUCCGUUGGAUAAUCAUCGCCUUGCGCUGGUGGUGUGGGGCGUCGAUGAAGCUGGACUGACUUCUGCAUCCCGCCUCGUCCCCUUACUAACCGGCGUUGGGUCGCCCGACUUCGUGGUGCUAGACAAGAGCAUGGCAUGGCAAGGUGUUGCGGGUGUGAGAGCGAUUGGGUAUUUUGAUGAUGAAUGGCGGGUGGCAGAGCGGUCGUCAUACGUGUAAGUUCUCCUACCUUGACAGGAUAAUAGAGAUCAUGGGGUCGGUGGUCAACAAUGUCUUUCACUAUUAGGGGCAAUUCGUGUUGUUGUGUUUAUCUAUCACAUUGUGUGUGAUAGUCUCAUGGUCUACAUUCACCAUCGGUCCCUCCAAUCACUUGCUUUUCACCCAUCUUGUGAAUCAUCCCAUUUUGACCUCCUGAAUAAGCCUAUGCACCUAGGCACCCUCUCGUUGCCUACACAUUGAAUUUGAAGCCUCCCAUCACCUUUCACUCUUCUUCCGCCAUCCUUUUCUCAAUCUCCCUUCUUCCUCUCUCACCCACACCUCCCCCUCCCACACACACUUCAAAAGUCCUUCAAAAUUCCCAUCUCAUCGCCUUCAUCCCCUUUCCUUUUUCAACCAUUAACCUCAUCCAUCUCGAUCUAGCUGUUCGUAGCUAGCUCACUACUCGUCU
Eremomyces bilateralis CBS 781.70 is the source of this 3323-nucleotide messenger RNA. RefSeq lists its product as uncharacterized. The transcript has 7 exons. Bases 176 to 2875 code for a protein of 899 amino acids. Gene Ontology annotation, biological process: proteolysis. The record is from RefSeq and is a predicted model, not a curated record. NCBI's taxonomy places the organism in Eukaryota, Fungi, Ascomycota, Dothideomycetes, Eremomycetales, Eremomycetaceae. Gene Ontology annotation, molecular function: serine-type peptidase activity.